Acanthaster planci (crown-of-thorns starfish) is the source of this 1557-nucleotide messenger RNA. RefSeq names its product histone H2B, gonadal pseudogene. NCBI's taxonomy places the organism in Eukaryota, Metazoa, Echinodermata, Asteroidea, Valvatida, Acanthasteridae. The record is from RefSeq and is a predicted model, not a curated record.
CAAGAGUACGGAAGCUUACGAGUUUCAUCAUGCCACCUAAGCCAAGCGGAAAGGGACAGAAGAAGGCCGGCAAGGCCAAGGGUGCUCCCCGCACCGACAAGAAGAAGAAGCGCAAGAGAAAGGAGACCUACGGCAUCUACAUCUACAAGGUGAUGAAGCAGGUGCACCCCGACACCGGCAUCUCCAGCCGUGCCAUGAGCAUCAUGAACAGCUUCGUCAACGACAUCUUUGAGCGCAUCGCUGCUGAAGCUUCUCGUCUGGCCCACUACAACAAGAAGUCCACCAUCACCAGCCGUGAGGUGCAGACCGCAGUCCGUCUGCUCCUGCCCGGUGAGCUGGCCAAGCACGCCGUCAGCGAAGGCACAAAGGCCGUCACCAAGUAUACCACAUCUAAAUAAGCAGUGUGGCCCGUGACAAUAACCAACCGGCUCUUUUCAGAGCCACCACAUUUUCCAAAAAGAGAUUGCCUCUUCUAUGUCUGUGUCAUUAAACUCGAGUCUUACUUUGUCUUUAAUUUUAAAAUGGCGGAACACUUGUCCGGUAAGAUACUAUUUAUUUUUAAGGACCGCCGAGACAAUGACAAGCAAGUGGCACAAGUGGAGUGACCACAAGUGUUAAAAUACACAUGAAUACAUGUAGGCCCACUCCAAAUUAGGGCUAGGUUACAAGAAUUCUAUCGGUACAAUAGUACAGAAUCAUUCCCAACGCAGCUGUCGGAACACCUGACAAUAAUUUCAGUGCCUUUUACUUUCGUGGCCUAAGGAAAAAUGACAAUACUCAUUAGAAUCAUAAUUAAAUUUCUUUCACAUUGAACAUGAAAGUAUACGAAAAUAUACAUCAACAUGAAAAUUGCACUUUGAUCAACAGAAAAAUGGCAGCAACAAGUAAACCCAUGGCGUACAUGUAUCAUAAUUUUUCUGAUAAAUACGUGCACAGGGAUGGUCAGUAGUUUUGUGGGUGUUGGACAUUUACAUAUAACCCCACGAUUUCAUAUAACCCCAUGAUUUUUAUCUGUCCUACAUUAGCAUUCAUGUUAGCUUGUUGAAAAUAAAAAGAACCCCCCAAGAAAAGAGCUGGCAGUGGACCAGACUGCUUUACUUCUCUUCACACGCUUAUGCAUAACGUGCAGAACGUAUUCCAGCUGCCAUCAGUAAAAAGCGUCAUGUUCAUUGAUAUCAAUGAAUGAUAACACUCAAACUGUACCAAGGCACAACACCUGAGGGAGUGCUGUUUGGGUAGGGUUUAAUAACUUCUUUAUUACUCUAUCUGUUCAUAAUUUCAAUGGGAGCAUGCAACUUUAGUGAAGAUAUGAUAUCUUCAUAUACAUACAUCAUGUGUUUAUGCCUUGGGAGUACAACCGGUGAGAGACCUGCUCUCACCGGUUCUUUUCAGAACCACACCUUUUCACAAAAGAGAUAUUCCCCACAUGGUGUACCUGCAAACCUUUUUUUGUGUAACACUCCCACCAUGCAAAGCUUCAAAUCUUACUUAAGUUUAGAAGCCCCAUAUAGUUGUUGACAACAUAAAUAGGAUUUCUUGAAAGUUACAAUUAAGAAU